Rubroshorea leprosula is the source of this 1688-nucleotide messenger RNA. The record is from the annotation of a GenBank genome assembly. Lineage: Eukaryota; Viridiplantae; Streptophyta; Magnoliopsida; Malvales; Dipterocarpaceae.
ACGAUGAAAAUAAAAACGAAAUGCAUGAUCUUCGAGUUGGUUACGACAAUUUACAAACGACGAAAAUCAUUUCUCGCAGAAACAGCUUCAUGGCCACCUGAAAAACAUUCCUUUCAAAUUUCAGAUUUCAUUUUCCCGGAAAAGGACACACGGUGAACGAACCAGAAGGUGAUAAUGUCUUCGCAUGAUCAUGUUCCCCAAAGACUUGAGGGGAAGUAUGCUGCAAUACUAGUGUGUUGGCUUCUUGGAAACGGCUGCCUCUUUCCAUGGAACAGUAUGCUUACGAUAGUAGAUUAUUAUGGUUACUUGUUCCCGCAUUAUCACCCUGCAAGAGUCCUUACUCUUGUUUACCAGCCAUUUGCGCUGGGAACACUCACAAUACUGGCAUACAAUGAGGCAAAACUAAACACUAGAAAAAGAAAUCUCUUUGGAUAUAUGCUGUUUUUCUUAAGCUGCCUUGCCUUGUUAGUUUUGGAUUUAGCUACAUCUGGGAAAGGAGGACUUGGAACUUUCAUUGGAAUUUGUGUUAUUAGUGGAGCUUUUGGGGUUGCAGAUGCUCAUGUCCAGGGUGGGAUGAUUGGAGACCUUUCCUACAUGACGCCUGAAUUCAUUCAAUCUUUUGUUGCUGGUUUAGCUGCAUCAGGGGCCCUGACCUCUGCUUUAAGGUUAAUCACAAAAGCAGCAUUUGAGAAUUCAAAGGAUGGUCUUCGCAAAGGAGCAAUUCUGUUCUUUGCCAUAUCUGCAUUUUUUGUGCUUCUUUGCCUUCUUCUCUAUGCAUAUGUGUUUCCAAAACUUCCCAUUGUGAAGUUCUACCGUUCAAAGGCAGCUUCUGAAGGAUCAAAAACAGUUUCUGCGGACCUUGCUGCCGGUGGUAUCCAAACAAUGUCCCAAAAAGCUGAGAUGGAACCAAAACAACAUGAAAGGCUGAGCAACAAACAGUUAUUGCUUCAGAAUAUUGAUUAUGCAGUUGAUAUGUUUCUGACAUAUGUCCUAACAUUGUCCAUUUUCCCUGGAUUCUUGUCUGAAGAUACUGGGAAACACAGUUUGGGUACAUGGUACGCACUUGUUCUAAUAGCAAUGUUUAAUGUCUGGGAUCUUAUUGGGAGAUACAUUCCGCUGGUGAAAUUCUUGAAAUUGGAAUCUCGAAGAGGUCUCACCAUUGCAAUUCUUUGUCGAUUCUUGUUGAUCCCAGCAUUCUAUUUCACAGCAAAAUAUGGUGACCAAGGCUGGAUGAUCAUGUUAACAUCUUUAUUAGGCUUAACUAAUGGUUACUUCACUGUCUGUGUGCUUACUUCUGCACCAAAAGGCUACAAGGGACCGGAGCAAAAUGCCUUAGGAAACUUGCUGGUGCUGUUUCUUCAAUUAGGUCUCUUUUCAGGUGUUACUCUUGAUUGGUUAUGGCUUAUAGGGAAGGGAUGGUAAGCCUCAGUUCUAUCUCGUUUUAAGCAAGUAUUUUCUAUUCUAGUUUGACAGAAAAGAGCAGAUUUCUAAUGUUUAGAAUGGUGAUUUUGAAUGGAUGCUAAAACAUAAUGUCUGUCAUAUGUUAUCCAUCAGAUUAGGAGGAAAACUAAGCCAAUGUUGAUUACACUAUUCAGUGUUUUCAUUGCACAGCUCUGUACAGCUUGCUGCAAAGUGGUUUGAUUUAAAACUUUUAAAACUCUUUUAUCAAAUAAGUGCUUGGCAACACC